Neoarius graeffei (lesser salmon catfish) is the source of this 2274-nucleotide messenger RNA. RefSeq names its product class I histocompatibility antigen, F10 alpha chain-like. Bases 687 to 1523 code for a protein of 278 amino acids. The transcript has 7 exons. The record is from RefSeq and is a predicted model, not a curated record. Gene Ontology annotation, cellular component: external side of plasma membrane. Gene Ontology annotation, biological process: immune response. NCBI's taxonomy places the organism in Eukaryota, Metazoa, Chordata, Actinopteri, Siluriformes, Ariidae.
AAUGUGAAGAAAUUGCUUGAAAAUGUGGAAAGCAAAGAUUAUUUAUACAAUAGUCUUCUUCUUACUUCCCCAGCAGUCGUGUUGUGGUCCAUGAAAGAUGGAGAGGCAACACUUAACCAGUGCACCCAGGGAGGGGUACUUGUCUGGUUUGUCGAAGACAUGACUCCACCACUCCACAAUGCUCUCUCCCUCCUUGAAGCUGGGGAUGGUCAGGUCAACACUGAACCGCACAAGUUCCCUCUGGAUAUCCUGGUCUGCUGGCAAGAGGUGCCCCAGCAUACCACUCAGCCUGCCAAGAUAUGGAAGUACCUGCAGCUUUCAGUUCUUUUUAAAUCAAGGCUGAAUACUUUCUUCUUUGCUGCUGUCUUUUAUUAAAUCAAAUUUGAGACUUUUAAUUUGAUUUCUUUCAGCACGGACAGCACUACAAAAUGGCGUCUCCACUAUACAGUGCCCUAUUGAGGUAUUUCACCCACGUGACCAAGUCACGUGACCGCAGCCAUUUUGGACGGCACGCUUAAGUCCUUCAGUGCAAGGCGGUAUGGGAUGGUGGAGACCUUUGCACAUUUUAACAAGAAAAAGUUAAUUCCAUCAUUGGCUAUUGCCUCAGCUCUGAAGGCCUCGGCCUUCCCCGUUACAUAAAAAGAGUCACUGUGAAUGAUGCCACUGUCUUUUACUAUGACAGCAACAUGCAUUCAACAGCACCAUGUCCCGAUUGGCUCAGCACCACAGCUUGUCAACACUGGAAAGACAUGAGCUUUGCAGCACAGUACAACCAGAAACGUAUGUCUGAAGCACUCCAAACAGCCAUCAAGCAGUUCAAUCUCACAGGCACCUUUUCAGAUAUUAAUGUUUAUCAAGCUUGCAGUCGCUGUGACCUCUAUCCAAAUGGCACAGUCAAGACAUUUUUAACCCAUGGGUUCAAUGGGAUGGACUUCUUAACUUUAGAUUUUGACAGUAAGACGUUCAUACCUUCUGUUCCUCAAGCCAUCAUAUAUAAAAGGAUUAGGGAGAAGGAUGAAAUCUUGCUUGAACGUGUGAUGGCUUACUACAAAAAGACCUGUUUUGACCACCUUAAGAUGUUCUUAGAGAAUUCUCCUGCAGUCAACAUGAAGAAAGCUCCAGAGGUCAGGAUUUUUGAGGAGCAGAGAGCUGGUUCCACUCUCCUCACGUGUCAUGUGACUGGGUUUUACCCCAAAGCCGUGCAGGUGAAGUGGAUUGGGGCAGAUUUACAGCAGGAGGAUAUCGAGACGAAUGAUGUUCUGCCUAAUGGUGAUGGCACGUAUCAGACCAGAAGGAGUGUGAUCAGACCUGAGGAGAACACAGGAGAUCAGCACUACAGCUGUGUAGUGUAUCACAGCAGCGUCGAAGGAAAUAUUACAGUCACCUGGGGUAAAGAAGAGAAACUCUUCCGGCUUCCUGUUUGGAUGACGUUAGUCUGCAUUUUCAUGGUUACUGUAGUUGGGCUUGUAAUACGAUGCUUCAUUAAAAGUAAAGAUGCUGUGACUGAAAGUGAUGACUCAUGAGAAGAUCGAGCUGUCUAUCCUUGAUCUCGAACUCCUACAGUCCUCAGGUCUAGCUGUUUCUUCUUGGAUAUUUGCACAAAUCUCUUCGUUAAGGUCAAUCUAAAUGAAGAAUCAGAAUCCUUUUUUUAAUUUUAAUUUUUUUGUUUACAAAAGCUAAACGACACGGACAUAGUGUAUUCAUCACUUGACCAUUCACACGAACAAAUUCUCAGUGUUUAGCACAACUUCAUCAGAAUCAGAUGUUUUGUUUUGCAAUAACGGAUGUAUCCGGUUCUCAUUUUAACAAUCUCGGGCCAUUGUGAUCCAAGUAAUUUUUUUUUUUAAAACCUCUGAAUAUUUUAACUUCUUAGACUCCCAGGAACAACCAUCUACUGCAUUUACUUUCAUAAUGACAGACAUGUCCUUUUAGGUUCACUGUAGCAUGUGAAUAAUAUAUUUUAAGAUAAAACUGUUUCUAACCUGGCGACUUGUCCAGGGUGUACCCCGCCUUUCGCCUAUAGUCAACUGGGAUAGGCUCCAGCUUGCCUGCGACCCUGUAGAAGGAUAAAGCGGCUAGAGAUAAUGAGAUGAGAUGAGAUAAAACUGUUUCUAACCUGGCGACUUGUCCAGGGUGUACCCCGCCUUUCGCCCGUAGUCAGCUGGGAUAGGCUCCAGCUUGCCUGCGACCCUGUAGAAGGAUAAAGCAGCAAGAGAUAAUGAGAUGAGAUGAGAAUUUCUCUGUUCUUCCCUAUAUUUAAUAGGAUAACAUAAU